Messenger RNA from Neoarthrinium moseri, 417 nucleotides. RefSeq lists its product as uncharacterized. Bases 1 to 417 code for a protein of 138 amino acids. The record is from RefSeq and is a predicted model, not a curated record. The transcript has a single exon. Lineage: Eukaryota; Fungi; Ascomycota; Sordariomycetes; Amphisphaeriales; Apiosporaceae.
AUGAUUUCUUAUAUUCUGCUGGGUCUCUUUUCUGUUAUGCUCAUUGCCAUAGCCCGGCAACGAGUUUACCCAAAGGCUUACCCGGGCAUUCCUUACAAUGAGGAGUCAAUUAACCGUAUCACUGGCGAUAUUCCGAACCUUGUACCUGUCAUCCAAGCAACAAACGAGUUCUCUGAUUCCAUCUUCGCAAUCACUACCCAGAAGCUGGGGAAGCCAAUCGCGCAAAUGCUCUUCCCAGCAAUUCGCAACCCCCUAAUCACUCUCGAAGAUCCGCGGGAGAUCGAGGAUAUCGUACUUCGUCGCAAUAAGGAGUUCGACAAGGCACCCAUGGCUAUUGAUACCUUCUCCCCAAUGUUCCCACAUGCCUCGAUCAGCCAAUUCACAACGCCCAAACUCAAAGCCCAAAAGCGUUUGUAG